UGGGGACUGAGCUGGCUGGGGAGGGGUCCGUGGGACACUGGGAUUUGGUGAGUUAUAACCGGCUUGGGGGAUUCCCCUCCCCCCUUUCAGACUAGGGAGUCUCGGGGGGCUGUGGUGCUCGGGGGGAAAAGCCAGUUUGUUUAGUCCCCCUCGCUCACACCCCAAAAGCUGUGAGCCUUGUAGUUAAAAGUUUAAUCUAAACACCCCCCCCCCAUAUAGUUGUAAAAUAAUUGAAGUUGGUAAACGUACAUGGAUUUGAUUGGCUAAAAAAUUAUUUCUGUGCAGAUGGAAAGCAUCUGUGUGGCCAGCAUGUAAUUAUUUUUACACCUCUAGAAUAGUAGUUAGAGUCAUUAAAGAUCCCACCUUAUGCGCUGGCAAUAAUGUAUUUAAAGAUGCACCUGCUUAGUAGGAGAGCAUACAGGGGCUUGCUUUUCAGUCAAGGUUCCAUGGCAACUUGCCUUAGAAGAGGCAAAAGUUUAAUCAAGCCCUGUCUAUGUAGAAAUAUCAGCCUCUCCUGUCAGAGAUAUACAAUUAUGGCUUCGUGGAUAAUAGAUAGAUAUGGGCGAAAUGAUGUGCUACGAUUUACAAAUAACAUGACGUUCCCUAUAAUACAUUUUCCAAAUGAAGUCAUUAUUAAAGUCCAUGCUGCAAGUUUAAACCCUAUAGAUGUUAAUAUGAGAAAUGGUUAUGGAGCAGCUGCUUUAAAUGCGAAACGUGAUCCACUGAAAUUGAAAAGCUCCGAGAGUGAAUUUCCUCUAACACUUGGUCGAGAUGUAUCUGGUGUAAUUAUGGAAUGUGGGCUAAAUGUGUCCUAUUUCAAACCUGGGGAUGAGGUAUGGGCAGCAGUUCCUCCCUGGAAGCAAGGCACUAUAUCAGAGUUUGUUGUAGCUAGUGGAAAUGAGAUCUCUCACAAGCCCAAGUGUCUCAGUCACAUAGAAGCUGCCUCCAUACCAUAUGUCGGUCUAACAGCAUGGUCUGCAAUGAACCAAAUUGGGGGACUGAACCAAGAUAAUUGCAGUGGGAAACGAAUAUUAAUUUUCGGCGCUUCAGGUGGAGUUGGUACCUUUGCAAUCCAGCUAAUGAAAGCUUGGGGUGGUCAUGUGACAGCAGUUUGUUCUCAGGAUUCCAGUACCCUGGUGAAAAAGCUUGGAGCAGAUGAUGUGAUUGAUUACAAAUCUGGAGAUGUAGCAGAGCAACUGAAAAUGUUACCAUUGUUUGAUUUCAUCCUAGAUAAUGUUGGUGGACCCACUGAAAAAUGGUCUCCAGAUUUCCUCAAGAAAUGGUCAGGAGCCACAUAUGUUACUUUGGUAACACCCUUUCUACUGAACGUGGACAGGCUUGGAGUAGCUGAUGGCAUGCUGCAAACAGGAAUCACGAUUGGAACCAAAGUUGUAAAGCACCUCUGUAAAGGAAUCCAUUAUCGAUGGGCAUUUUUCACACCGAGCGGCCAAUCUUUGGAUGAGAUAGCAAAACUGGUUGAAUCAGGAAAGUGGUGAAAUGGAGAAGGGGGUGGGAGUGAAGGCCAUGGAAGGUGGGACUUGAGAGAUGCAGCAGGGAAGGAAAUGCAGACAUAAGAAAGGAGAGAAACAAAGGCAUGGAAGAGGGAGAGAAACAGAAAGGUGGUGGGGAAGGAAGAG
This is a messenger RNA of Mauremys mutica (yellowpond turtle), 1637 nucleotides long. RefSeq names its product reticulon 4 interacting protein 1 (gene RTN4IP1). NCBI's taxonomy places the organism in Eukaryota, Metazoa, Chordata, Testudines, Geoemydidae. Gene Ontology annotation, cellular component: mitochondrion. The transcript is spliced from 9 exons. The record is from RefSeq and is a predicted model, not a curated record. The coding region runs from base 381 to 1496 and encodes 371 amino acids. Gene Ontology annotation, molecular function: oxidoreductase activity; zinc ion binding.